AUGUCGAACAAUCAAGUUUACUACAGGACCAUUGAGGUAGACUCAGUCAAUGUCUUCUAUCGCGAGGCCGGUGCAACCUCUCUGCCCGGACUGCUACUCCUACAUGGCCACGCUUCUGCAAGCCAUACGUUUCGAAACAUCAUUCCGGAGCUAUCAAAAUCGUUCCGUGUCGUGGCACCCGACUAUCCUGGGUUCGGGAACUCGGAUAUGCCAGACCCAGAGCAGUAUGUCUAUACUUUCGCCAACAUCGCCAGCACUAUCGACAAGUUCACCGAGCAAAUCGGGCUCAAGACGUUCUUCUUGUACAUCUUCGACUACGGAGCGCCAAUCGGGCUUACUAUCGCGGCGAAACACCCGGGUCGGAUUGCCGGCAUCUUUUCGCAGUCAGGGAAUGCAUAUGAAGAAGGUCUGUCGCCAGCAUUCGCAGGCCUCCGAGAGUGGUGGGCAGAUGCUUCCAAGACAGAUGCUCCCAACCAUAUUCUAUCACUCGACGGCGUAGACUGGGCCUACAAACUUGGGGUCGAGCCUUCUCUAGUCGGUCCAGAUGCUGCCGCCUUGGACAAGUAUUACAUAUCACGAACGGGAGCGCACGAUAUCCAGAUGCGUAUCCUGCGCGACUACGAGACGAAUCUCAGUCUCUAUCCGGAAUGGCAGGCGUAUCUGCGCAAACACAAACCGAAGCUAGUCGCCCUGUGGGGAAAGAACGAUCCUUUCUUCAUUCCUCCCGGAGCAGAGGCUUUCAAACGUGAUGUACCAGACGCAGACGUCAGCAUUAUUGAUGCUUGCCACUUCCUGAACGAGAGUCAUCCACAAGAGGUCAUCAAAGCAAUUAAGAAGCUGCUCUGA
This is a messenger RNA of Cyphellophora attinorum, 846 nucleotides long. Its product is annotated as putative hydrolase. The transcript has a single exon. Bases 1 to 846 code for a protein of 281 amino acids. NCBI's taxonomy places the organism in Eukaryota, Fungi, Ascomycota, Eurotiomycetes, Chaetothyriales, Cyphellophoraceae. The record is from RefSeq and is a predicted model, not a curated record. Gene Ontology annotation, molecular function: epoxide hydrolase activity.